Molecule: messenger RNA, 2930 nt
Organism: Rotaria sordida
Lineage: Eukaryota; Metazoa; Rotifera; Eurotatoria; Philodinida; Philodinidae
Source: the annotation of a GenBank genome assembly
AUGAAUGCAGGUGAUAUUAUUCUUGAAAAUGUUCAUUUAAAAACCAAUACACUCAAUGAUUUUAAUGUUCCACUUGAAAUAAUAACUGGCUAUCUUGAAAAACUUCGAAUUCAUAUUCCGUGGAAACAUUUAUAUACACAUCCAGCGAAAAUUGAACUUGAUGGCUUUUAUUUACUUGUUACACCAAAAACUGAUGUUAAUUAUGAUGUUGAACGAAAGGAAAAAGAAGAAUAUAAAUCAAAAAUGAAACAAGUUAAGAAAGUUGAAGAAUUUCGUCGUGAACGAGAAUUAUUUGAAAAAAAUAAACAAAGUCCUCAUCAUAAGGACACAUUUUUCGAACGUUUGCAAUUUCAUAUUCUUAGAAAUCUUGAAAUUGAAAUAAAUAAUAUUCAUAUUGCUUAUGAUGAUAAAAUAACAAAAUCUUAUCCAUUUCAAUCACAAAUAAAUAAUUUAUCAAUUUAUUGGAAUCCAAAUAUUAAAUCAAGAUUAGAUUUAUCUAAACAAGAUAUUAUUGAUGAUUUAAAAUCAAUUAAACAACUUAAAUAUUCAAAAACGAGUUUUAGUGAGAAUUUCUUUUCUUCUCGAUUGAAUAGUUUAUUAAAAAUAAAUGUUUUAGUUCUUCAACCAUUAAAUUGUCAAGCUAAAUUAAAAAUGGCUAAAACAGCUCAAGAACAAGAUUUUGAAGAAGCUGUUCUUGCUACUGAUAUUGAUUUUGAAGAUAUUUAUUUGAAUAUUAAUCGAAAUCAAUAUUCAAAUUUACUUGAUGUACUUGAAUUUCAAGAUUAUCUCAAUAUGAAAUCAAAAUAUAUUCAAUAUUAUACAAUUCUUAAUGAUAAUCCAUAUGAAAGACCAAGUUUAAGACGAUGGAAAUUUGCAUAUACUGCUAUUCUAAAUGAACAUGUUCGAUCACGUUUAGUAACAUUUAAAUGGGAAGUUAUUAAAGAAAAUCUGAAUAGAUAUAAAGAAUAUCGUGAAAUUUAUUUGCAACAACUAAAUCAUCAUAAAAAUGAAAAACGUGCUCAAGAAUUAGAAAAACAAAUUGAUCUUUUUAAUUUAAUUUAUAUUCGUCGAACAGCACAAAUUCAAUAUGCUAAGAAAAAAAUUGAAGAAAAAGAUCUUUCUUGGUCGGAUAAAUUAGUCAAUUGGUGGAAUUCAAAUUCAAAUCAAGAUAAUACAGAAUUUAAAUUUAAUGAUUCGUUAUCAAUGGAAGAAAAAACAAAAUUAUAUCAAGCAAUUGGUUAUAAAGAUGAUCAACCUUCUCAACAAUUAUAUUAUCCAGAAGAGUAUAUUGAUAUUGAUGUUUCAUUGAAAUUAAGUCUUAUUGAAAUAAAUAUUUGGUCUUUAAUUCAUCAAAAUGAUUUACAUGCAAAUGGUCAAUUAGAAUUUCAACGUCGUCCAGCGCGAGAUGAUAUUCAAUUAGUUAUUGAUUUGAAUUCAUUAGAAAUGUCUGGAAUUGAUUCAGAAUUGAAUAAUGAAAAUGAAUUGAACUUAUCUCGUCCUCUUUUAAUUCAAUCAUUUAAUCAAACAAAUAAACUUCUUCAUAUUGAAUUUGAAACAAAUCCAUUAAAUACUAAAUCUGAUUAUCGUAUCCAAGCUAAAUCUCAACUAUUACAAAUUAAUUAUCAUGCAAUGACAAUUAAUAAAUUAAUUGAAUGUUUUUUACCGGAUAGACAUCAUGAUUUAGAAGGAAUAAAAGAAGCAGCUUAUUCAAUUUAUAUAGAUAUAAAACAUCGUACACAAUUUUUAGUUAAUGAAAAUCUUAAAAAAAUAAAAGAUUUAGAUAUUAAUAUUGAUUUACAAUCGAUUUAUUUCAUUGUACCAGAACAUGGAUUUUAUCAAUCUUCUUCAUCAAUUAUUUGUUUGGAUUUAGGUCGUUUUAUGUUUAAAGGUGAUGAAAAUUGGAUUGAUUUACGUUUACAAGAAGAUUCACCAUCACAUUUAAUUAAACCAAUUGCAUUAACAUUAGAUCUGGGAAAAUUAAUUCACAUCGAAAACAAUAAAUUACCUAUGUAUGAUACUUUUUUAUAUUUCAGACUCAUUUAACUAUAACAAAAAUAUUUUUAUUUCUUUUAUGAGAAAAUCUUCGAACGGAUAUUUCAACAGGAGAACAUCUCAAAGAUCAGCUUCGUUUUCUUGGAGAAAAUCCUGAUUAUCCAUAGGAUCUACUUAAAGAUUUUGUCCGAUUUAACUACUUUAGAACAGAAUUACUUUUGAAAAAAAAUCAAGCUUUAGAAACUUUGACAUUAUAGAUCUGUUAAAAACAAGAACAAUAGGGACCAGGAGAAAACGAUGUACUACCGUACAUCGAAUGUAAUAUGAAAUGCGCUUGAAAAAAAAGCAAGUAAAAUUGAAAUAGUACGGAAGAUAGAUAGGAUAUAUUCAACAGGCGAGACAUUAUAAUGUUUCCUUCAUCUUUGAAAGGAUUAAACGUUCAGACGAAUGAGAAGAAAGAAACGUGUAUUUUGUCAUUUCCAUUUCGUAUAUCGAGAGAAGUAAACAGAUUUUUCUUCAUAUUUGACUAUAGGGACUUGUUGAUAUGAUUACAUUCAAACGUCGUAUUAACACUUCAUUGCUGUCCGAUGCUAAUAGACAAUUCUACAAUAUUGACAAACGAAUCCCUAAUCAUGAUUAUUGUGAAACUUAAAAGCAACGUUAGAGAUAUUGCAAAUUGAUGCUUUAUGUACAAAUUACUGUAUUCUCUGGACUAGAGCCUGUCGAGUCUAAAAAUUUUGAACUCAGACCCGAACCCGUUGCGUGUUUAUAAUAUUUUCAAUGAAACUUUUUAAUUCUGACUUAAUAGUUGUGCCGAAGAUAGAUACUUUUCUCAAGUAUUAAUAUUCAGAGACUAGUACGUCCUAUACAUUUCUCAGAGAUUUUCAAUGAUAAUCUUAUAAGAUUGAAAUCAUAAUUGGCUAUUUGUUUUAGAAUAG